Messenger RNA from Cryptomeria japonica (Japanese cedar), 6170 nucleotides. Its product is annotated as brefeldin A-inhibited guanine nucleotide-exchange protein 2. The transcript has 11 exons. The coding region runs from base 414 to 5762 and encodes 1782 amino acids. The record is from RefSeq and is a predicted model, not a curated record. Gene Ontology annotation, biological process: regulation of ARF protein signal transduction. NCBI's taxonomy places the organism in Eukaryota, Viridiplantae, Streptophyta, Pinopsida, Cupressales, Cupressaceae. Gene Ontology annotation, molecular function: guanyl-nucleotide exchange factor activity. Gene Ontology annotation, cellular component: trans-Golgi network.
GAUAUCUCGAAGCCCCACUAUUACUGCUUUUGCGUAUGAUCUCUCUCUUCAACCUUUGUUGGGAACAAAAAAUAAACGAAUAUAAAAAUACAAUAAAAGCGAAUAUGUCGAUUGAAGUCAAAAUUGUAUCAUUUACAAACAGUUCAUAAUCAGGUAAGGUGCACAGAAGAAAAAAAUGAAGAAUAACGAGCCGCAUGUCCUCACAGGGGAAGAUGCUGUAUAAGCGUACACUCUGGUAAGCAUGAAAUUCAUUUACAUCAAUGUUUCUGCUGUAAACAGAUCUUUUUAUGAGUAGAUCUCAAAUUCAAAGCAAUGCACGUAAACUUGAGAUCCGAAGAAACAGGAAAAAUUGGGGGAUCUGCUGAUGAUUUGAGAUUUCGCCAAUAGAAGGCAAAAUCUCUGCGACUAAUCAAAUGGCUACGUCGGAAACCCCAGCCCCCGAUUCCUCUCGCCUAGGGCCCAUAAUAAGCCCUGCUCUGGACAAGAUCAUAAAAAACGCGUCAUGGCGCAAGCACUCCAAGCUCGUUCAGGAAUGCAAAGUAGUGCUCGAAAAGCUCUCGGCCACAGAACCAUCGGUCGAAACACAGGAACAAGAGACUGAAAACCUCACUGUCAGUCCGAUUGUAGAUGGCCCCAUUUCCUUCAAUUUAUCUGACUCAGAGACCAUACUGAAACCCUUAAUUGUGGCUUGCGAAUCUGGGAACCUGAAAAUUGCGGAGCCUGCGCUAGACUGCAUACAGAAAUUGAUAGUCCACGGUCACAUCAGGGGCGAGGCCGAUACGACCGGGGGUCCUGAGAGUAAGUUACUAUUUAACCUGAUUGAAUCCAUCUGCAAGGUCCAUGAUUCAGGAGACGAGAACAUUGAGCUCAUGGUGCUCAAAACCCUACUUUUGGGGGUUACUUCUGUAACUUUAAGGAUUCAUGGUGACUGCCUUUUGCAGAUUGUGAGGACUUGUUAUAAUGUUUAUUUGGGUAGCAAAAAUGUGGUCAAUCAGACGACGGCUAAGGCUUCGCUUAUACAAAUGCUUGUCAUAGUUUUCCGCAGAAUGGAGGCUGAUUCGUCGACUGUGCCGGUUCAGCCCAUUGUGGUUGCCGAUCUCAUGGAACCUGCUGAGAAGUCCGGUACUGAUGUAAAUAUGACUCAAAAUGUGCAGACCUUUAUCACCAAGAUUAUGCAGGAUAUCGAUGUGGUUUUGAACCCUUCACCGUUGAAAUCCAUUGGGGGACAUGAUGGUGCAUUUGACUCCACUGCGGUGGAGACAACAAAUCCCACUGAUCUGCUUGAGAGUACUGAUAAGGAUAUGCUGGAUGCCAAGUAUUGGGAAAUUAGUAUGUACAAGACUGCAUUGGAGGGCAGGAAGGGGGAGCUUGUUGAUGGGGAGCUGGAUCGGGACGGGGAUUUGGAAGUGAAGAUAAGUAAUAAGCUUAGAAGGGAUGCCUUUUUGGUUUUUAGAGCAUUGUGUAAGCUGUCCAUGAAGAGUCUGCCCCAGGAGGCUUCGUCAGAUCCAUUGCUUAUGAGAGGGAAGAUCGUUGCGUUGGAGCUGUUGAAAAUUCUGCUGGAAAAUGCUGGAGCUGUUUUCCGCACGAGCGAUAGGUUUCUUGGUGCCAUCAAACAGUAUCUUUGUCUAUCACUUUUGAAAAACAGUGCGUCAUCUCUCAUGAACAUUUUUCAACUUUCAUGCUCUAUUUUCAUGAGCUUGGUGUCAAGAUUUAGGGCAGGAUUAAAGGCUGAGAUUGGUGUUUUCUUUCCGAUGAUUGUACUUCGGGUUCUGGAAAAUGUGGCCCAGCCAAAUUUCCAGCAGAAAAUGAUAGUUCUUCGUUUCUUGGAGAAACUCUGUGUUGAUUCACAAAUUUUAGUGGAUGUUUUUAUCAAUUAUGAUUGCGAUGUGGAGUCAUCUAAUAUAUUUGAGAGGAUGGUCAAUGGGCUGUUAAAAACUGCUCAAGGAGUUCCCCCUGGUGCUGCCACUACAUUGUUGCCUGCCCAGGAUGCCACCAUGAAACUUGAAGCCCUCAAGUGUCUGGUAGGGGUGUUGAGAUCAAUGGGAGAUUGGAUGAACAGACAAUUGCGUAUUCCAGAUUCUCAUCUUUUGAAAAAUGUUGAAGUUGAUGAUGGAAAUACAGAGUAUGCUAAUAAUUCACAUUUAUCCAAUGAAGUAGGGGAGGAAUCUGUGGAUGGUGGGGAUUCCCAUCCUGAAACAGGGACGGAAACAUCUGAAGCUGCUUCAUUUGAGCAACGACGUGCAUAUAAGCUAGAACUUCAGGAAGGAAUCUCUCUUUUCAAUCGGAAGCCUCGCAAAGGCAUUGAGUUCCUUGUUAAUGCAAAGAAGGUGGGAGACUCGCCAGAGGAGAUAGCUGCAUUUCUUAAAAAUGUAUCUGGUUUGGACAAGACUUUGAUUGGUGACUAUUUGGGGGAAAGGGAUGAUUUUUCACUCAGGGUCAUGCAUGCAUAUGUUGACUCUUUUAAUUUUCAAGAUAUGCAAUUUGAUGAGGCACUUAGGCUCUUCUUACAAGGGUUCAGAUUGCCUGGAGAGGCCCAGAAAAUUGAUCGCAUUACAGAAAAGUUUGCAGAGCGCUAUUGCAAAUGCAACCCAAAGGCAUUUACUAGUGCAGACACAGCUUAUGUACUUGCUUAUUCUGUAAUAAUGCUCAAUACAGAUGCACACAAUCCAAUGGUGAAAAAUAAGAUGUCAAAGGCAGAUUUCAUACGAAAUAAUCGAGGUAUUGAUGAUGGGCAAGAUUUACCUGAAGACUAUCUGGGAUCCUUGUAUGAUCGUAUUGUGAAAAUAGAAAUUAAGAUGAAAGAUGAUACUUUGAUUCCUCAAAGUAAACUUCCGACAAAUUCAAACAAAAUUUUAGGUUUAGAUAGCAUACUCAAUAUUGUAAUUCGCAAACGAGGUGAAGGAAAAGAUCUGGAAACUAGUGAUGAUCUUAUUAGGCAUAUGCAAGAGCAGUUCAAGGCAAAGGCUAGCAAAUCUGAGUCUGUCUAUUAUGCUGCUACAGAUGUGGUGAUCUUAAAAUUCAUGGUGGAGGUGUGCUGGGCUCCGAUGCUGGCAGCAUUCAGUGUUCCUCUUGACCAAAGUGACGAUGAAGUUAUUACUUAUCAAUGUCUUCAAGGUUUUCGUUAUGCAGUUCAUGUCACCUCUGUCAUGUGUAUGCAAACGCAACGAGAUGCUUUUGUGACCUCAUUAGCAAAAUUUACAUCCCUUCACUCUGCUGCGGACAUAAGACAGAAAAACAUUGAUGCAAUCAAGGCAAUUGUCUCAAUAGCCGAUGAAGAUGGUAACUAUUUGCAAGAAGCAUGGGAACACAUUUUAACAUGUGUUUCACGAUUUGAACAUUUGCAUCUGCUAGGUGAGGGCGCUCCUCCAGAUGCAACCUUCUUUGCUUUACCUCAGAAUGAAUUGGAAAAGGCAAAACAGUCAAAGUCGAGUAUUCUUCCUGUCCUAAAGAAGAAGGGCCCUGGUCGGUUGCAAUAUGCAGCUGCUGCUGCUCGGCGCGGUUCAUAUGACAGUGCUGGUGUUGGGGGUCAUGCUUCAGGAGUAGUUACAACAGAGCAGAUGAAUAAUCUGGUUACCAAUUUGAACAUGCUUGAACAGGUUGGAAGCUUCGAAAUGAAUCGCAUAUUCACACGAAGCCAAAAGCUGAACAGUGAGGCAAUAGUUGAUUUUGUAAAGGCUCUUUGUAAAGUUUCUAUGGAGGAGCUCCGCUCUCCUGCAGAUCCUCGAGUUUUUAGCCUCACUAAAAUUGUGGAGAUUGCACAUUACAACAUGAACCGAAUCAGACUAAUCUGGUCUCGGAUUUGGAGUGUGCUUUCUGAUUUCUUUGUUACAAUUGGAUGCUCUGAAAAUUUAUCCAUUGCUAUUUUUGCAAUGGAUUCUCUGCGACAACUUGCUAUGAAGUUCUUAGAACGUGAAGAGUUGGUUAAUUAUAAUUUCCAGAAUGAAUUCAUGAAGCCAUUUGUCAUUGUCAUGCGGAAGACAAAUUCUGUUGAAAUUAGAGAGCUGAUCAUUAGAUGUGUUUCUCAAAUGGUUUUUGCUCGUGUCAAUAAUGUGAAGUCAGGUUGGAAAAUUAUGUUCAUGGUUUUCACAACAGCAGCAUCGGAUGAGCACAAGAAUAUUGUGCUUUUAGCCUUUGAGACCAUUGAAAAGAUAGUGCGAGACUACUUUCCUUAUAUAACUGAGACAGAGACAACAACCUUUACAGAUUGUGUUAACUGUUUGAUUGCGUUUACGAACAGCAGGUUCAACAAAGAUGUUAGCUUGAAUGCAAUUGCAUUCCUUCGAUUCUGUGCUCUAAAACUUGCUGAAGGGGAACUUGGCUGUUCUGCAAAGAACAAGGAAAAAGAAAAGGCUGGGAAGCCAGUUUCCUCAUCAUCUAGUACAGCAAAGGAUGAAAAUUCAGUUGGUCCAACAUUUACUGAUAGAGAAGAUCAUUUGUAUUUUUGGUUCCCUUUAUUGGCAGGAUUAUCAGAACUUACAUUUGAUCCCAGGGCGGAUAUUAGAAAAAGUGCAUUGCAGGUGCUUUUUGACACACUUCGCUAUCAUGGGCAUUUAUUCUCACCAGCUCUUUGGGAGCGUGUGUAUGACUCAGUUCUCUUUCCAUUAUUUGAUUACGUUCGGCAUGCCAUUGAUCCGGCUGGAUUCAAAGUACAUGGAGAUGGAUCAGAACAUGAACUCAAAGAUAUAGAAGAAGAUGCUUGGCUUUAUGAAACAUGCACAGUAGCUCUGCAACUUGCUGUAGAUCUCUUUGUCAAGUUUUACAAUACAGUAAAUCCUAUACUAAAGAAAGUAUUGACACUCCUGAUCAGUUUUAUAAAGCGACCUCAUCAAAGUUUGGCAGGAAUUGGUGUUGCUGCCUUUGUUCGUUUGAUGAGCAAUGCUGGAGGCUUAUUCUCAGACGAAAAAUGGCAGGAAGUUGUAUUAUCAUUAAAAGAAGCAGCUAUAGAAACACUACCUGACUUUGCUACAAUUGUCCAUAGCAUGGAGGAUAUUGAUAUUGGAAGUGCUGCAGAUUCUCUAACACCAACUUAUGGAGCUUCGUCUGAUGCAUCAAUUACUACUGAAGAAAUGGAAGCACAGAGGCAUAGCAAGUUAGAACUUGCGAUCUCCGAUACCAAAUGUCGCACUGCAGUGCAACUUCUUCUGAUCCAGGCUAUGAUGGAGAUUUAUAAUAUGCACAGAGAACAGCUGUCAGCAUCUAACAUGAUGGUUCUUGUUGAGACACUUCAUGCUGUGGCAGUCCAUGCACACAAAGUUAAUAGUGACCACACAUUACGUUCAAAGCUGCAAGAAGUUGGUUCAUUGACACAGAUGCCGGAUCCCCCUUUACUGAGACUUGAAAGUGAGUCAUACCAGGCAUGUCUGAAUUUGCUGCAGAAUGUAAUUGUUGAUAAGUCUGUACUCAGUAAAGAGGUAGAUGUAGAGGCUUGUCUUGUACAGUUGUGUGAAGAAGUUUUGCACGUGUAUAUUGACACUGCAAGCUCUGUAUCUAUUCCUGAAUCUCAUAAUGGACAUUUGAAGCCUCAUUGGAUAAUACCAUUGGGCUCUGCAAGGAGAAGAGAAUUAGCAUCCCGUGCUCCUUUAGUAGUUGCAACUUUACAAGUCAUCAGUGGACUGAAGGACUCAUCAUUUGAUAAAUCCUUAUCUCGAUUUUUCCCAUUAUUGGCAAGUUUAAUCAGUUGCGAGCAUGGUUCGGGAGAAGUACUAUCAGCAUUGAGUGAGAUGUUGAGUUCAUGGGUUGGUCCAAUUUUGCUUCGAGCUUGAUGGAUUUUGCAUGUAUGUUUCUAAGGUAGUCAUGCAGGGAAUUGAUUAGAUAUUGACUGUGUUGUAGUUUCUCAAAAGAUUUUGGCUAUUGUCAAGGAUUAUUUUUGGUAAUGCAACCACCUAGACACUGCUGUAAGCUAUUUCUGGCUAUACGCGGUAUUCAGUUCUGGAUAUCCUGAAGUUGAGGCUACUUGAGGAGAUGUGUAGAAUGUUUUAAUUUAUGGGUUUGCGGCCAUGUACAAUAGUUUUUUUUAGAUUUUGUCUUCUGUUGUUAUUCUUUACUUGGUAUUAUUUUGCAUAAGAAAUUGAUUGUAUGCCUUAGCCCCUCCUGUCGGGCUGUUGAGCUUCUUAACAAAUUCUCUGCUUCUGUAUACAAGUCUCUAAUAAUGAAAAAAGUCUAAUGUGGAA